CAUUUCAAAUUACAAGCUGUCGAUGCAAACGAAGUUCGCCUUAUAUAUAUAGUCACACUCAAAUCGCCUCGCCAUCUCCGUCAAUUUUCUCCCUUCGUUUCCAGUUGCUCUCAAUUCCCUCAUUCUUAAUCGCGGUUGAUUUCCGGUGGAAAAAGAAAGCCAAGUUUCCAACCAACAAGAUGUCCCAAUCUCUCAAUCUUUUCGUCUCAUCUUCGACUCGUUGUCCCGUGAGUUUUCAGCUUUUGAAACCUUUGCUCUCUUUUUCCUCCGCCGGUACGUUCCGGAUUCCUGUGAAUAUCUCCGGCCCGGCGGCUUCGAGAGUUAAAGUUUCCGUUUCGGAUCUGGAUUCAACUUCGCCGGUUCUGGCUUCGGACAACGGCUCGAGAGGUUUCGUAUCCGCCGUUGGGGACGGACCAACGGCUGCAUUUGAGGUCGACGCGGUGACGGAGGCUGAGCUGAAAGAGAACGGGUUCCGGAGUACCAGGAGGACAAAACUCGUGUGCACCAUUGGUCCUGCUACAUGCGGCUUUGACCAACUGGAAGCGCUUGCCGUUGGCGGGAUGAACGUGGCCCGAAUCAACAUGUGUCACGGGACGCGGGAGUGGCACCAAAUGGUGAUCGAGCGGGUCCGGAGGUUGAACGAACACAAGGGCUUUGCAGUCGCCAUUAUGAUGGAUACUGAGGGCAGUGAGAUUCACAUGGGUGAUCUUGGAGGAGCUUCGUCUGCCAAAGCUGAGGAUGGAGAAAUUUGGACUUUCAGUGUUCGAGGAUUUGAUUCAACUCAACCUGAGAAAACCAUUAAUGUGAACUAUGAUGGCUUUGCUGAAGAUGUGAAAGUGGGGGAUGAGUUACUAGUAGAUGGUGGAAUGGUGAGGUUUGAAGUGAUUGAGAAAAUUGGUCCAGAUGUUAAGUGUCUUUGCACAGAUUCUGGUCUUCUAUUGCCAAGGGCUAAUUUGACAUUUUGGCGUGAUGGAACAUUAGUUAGAGAGAGAAAUGCUAUGCUUCCUACUAUUUCUUCUAAGGAUUGGCUAGACAUUGACUUUGGGAUUGCAGAGGGUGUUGAUUUUAUUGCAGUAUCAUUUGUCAAAUCUGCUGAAGUCAUUAACCAUCUUAAAAGUUAUCUCAAAGCACGAGCUCAUCAUAAUGAUAUUGCUGUAAUUGCCAAGAUUGAGAGUAUUGACUCAUUGAAGAACUUAGAGGAAAUUAUUCAAGUGUCGGAUGGAGCCAUGGUGGCGAGAGGAGACCUUGGCGCUCAGAUCCCAUUGGAGCAGGUUCCGACGGAGCAGGAAACAAUUGUUAAGCUCUGCAGACAGCUAAAUAAACCUGUGAUAGUUGCUUCACAGUUACUUGAGUCUAUGAUUGAAUAUCCCAUUCCCACCAGAGCUGAAGUGGCUGAUGUUUCUGAAGCAGUGGGACAAAGGGCAGAUGCUUUGAUGCUGUCGGGAGAGUCAGCCAUGGGAUUAUUUCCUGACAAGGCUUUAACUGUGUUAAGAACUGUUAGCUUGAGAAUUGAGAGGCAGUGGAGAGAGCAGAAGCAACAUGAAGUAAUGGAACUUCCAUCUAUUGCAUCUUCCUUUGGAGAUACCAUAUCAGAAGAAAUUUGCAAUUCUGCUGCCAAGAUAGCUAAUAAUUUGGAGGCUGAUGCUCUCUUUGUGUACACCAAGACUGGGCACAUGGCUUCUCUCUUAUCACGCUGCCGUCCUGAUUGCCCCAUUUUUGCAUUCACAACAACAACUUCAGUACGUAGGCGCCUGAACCUGCAAUGGGGGUUGAUCCCUUUCCGCUUGAGCUUCUCUGAUGAUAUGGAAAACAACAUCAACAAAACCUUUUCCCUGUUAAAGGCUCGGGGCAUGAUCAAAUCAGGUGACCUGGUCGUUGCAGUUUCAGACAUGUUGCAAUCUAUCCAAGUCAUGAAUGUUCCUUGAGACGCAAAAGAAAGUCUGCUUGGAAUUGUCUGUUUUACCAGUAAUCUGUGCUUGCCCAACUCUGUAGCUGGAUCUUUCAUGCAUAGGGCAAGUUAUUAGCCGUCUGUAUGUAUGUUAAUGCUUCUUUGUUUUUCAACCUCUCUCCUUUUUUUAGAAAUACCAUUUUUUAUUUGAAGCUAGUGAGGAUUGUGAGGUUUAUAUUCAAAAUGUGUUGAAAAAAUUGAUUAAGGUUCAUUAGUUAAUUAUGCCUUCAGGCUUUCUUUUCUUUAAGAAAAAGUGCAAAUAAAAAACAAGUUAAU
Cuscuta europaea is the source of this 2224-nucleotide messenger RNA. The record is from the annotation of a GenBank genome assembly. Lineage: Eukaryota; Viridiplantae; Streptophyta; Magnoliopsida; Solanales; Convolvulaceae.